AUGGACACUAUUACGGAAGUUACACCGGAGCCGAAGAUCGGCACCAUGGAGUGGCUCGAUAACCACAUGAAGACUAUGGUGAUUGUGCUUUGCUCAGUGGCGCUGGCCUUCUGCGGCGCCCUCUGCGGGUACACGGUCUACAUCUUCGGAUUCGUUGAGGACAGGACGAUGUUCAACCUGGCCGUCAUGAUGGCGAUAUUCGUGUCAGCACUGACACUCAGCAACAUCGUGGGCAUCAUCGCGGUCGUGUUGGAGUCUGAAGGGUUCACCUCUAUCUUCACCUUCAACAACCUGUGCAUCGCCACCACAUCACUGGUGCUGUCGGGAGUGCACUUCGGCAAGGCCGUGUACAUCGGGAAGCAGUUCAGAGUGGAAGACAACCUGGCAAGCACGUUCUUCGUGACGGGGACCGGGUUGAUUGCCAUGGCGAUUCUGCAUGCGGCGCUCGCCUACAUGGGAUUCAGGUUCAGGCGCAUCAUCGCCCGCAAGGCCAACGUUAUCGAGUUCAAGCUCAACGACACACUCUUCACGAGCGUAAACGACCUGAACGAAACACAAGCGGCGAGCUUUGCGAAGGCGGUAAAUGCGGUUUGA
Messenger RNA from Babesia ovata, 594 nucleotides. RefSeq names its product amine transporter. The transcript has a single exon. NCBI's taxonomy places the organism in Eukaryota, Apicomplexa, Aconoidasida, Piroplasmida, Babesiidae. The record is from RefSeq and is a predicted model, not a curated record. Bases 1 to 594 code for a protein of 197 amino acids.